GUCUUGCGUCAUGAGCGUCCGCCUCGGGUCCAAGGCCGACGUCCUCAAGUCGCUGCGCACUCUGCUCCGACUGAAUCGCAGCACCACGGCUAACAAGGAAUGGAACAACAUCGUUCUUGAAAAGUUCCGCAAACGUCAACACGAGACAGACCGCACGAAAAUCAAAGCAUACCGCGCUGAAGCCAUCGACUUGGUGAAUCUGUGGUCUGGUGUCGAAGAGCAAAAGCGGCUCUGGAGUAUGGAUGCUGGCAUUGAAAAGCGAAUGCGCAACGCGGACAUCGUGAAGAAGUCAGCGCGCCUCGUCGGGCUUCAAAUCCCUGACAUGUACACGGACAAAGUGGAGAACAAACUUUAACAGAAAUCGACACGGACCCACAACACAACUAUUGAAUGGCCCUCCCUCUCUCCCUCCCUCCAUCGCUCCAUCUCGCAAAUGAGGAAACCUGACCUUUGUCGAUAAUGAAGACACCUCCGAAGCCCCAUGAGCUUUCUUGAUUAAGUUGACCGUGGGCAGGCUUUACACUGUUCUUGUGGUUUUCUACUCAGCCAAGGGUGCUCUACUCGCUGUCACCUCCAUCGGCGGGAUCAAUCACGACGCUUCCAUUGCGCAGGUCCUGCACGAGCAAUCGCGUGUACUUGCCGUUUUCCUUGAGCACGAAGAUUUCGGCAGAAGUGAGAUCGCACACGAUCGCAUUGUACGUGAUGACAGUGGUGUCGUCGGUUCCUGACGCAGUUCCUGGCGGCGCAAUAAACUUGGUCACGCGGACGUGAUCGUCUUCUUGUAACACGAGGUCUCGAUAAAGCACCUUGCCCCGCACAAAGCGGGCAAACACACUUGUUGGACAUGCGUCUGCAUUUGCAGACGACGUUUUUCGGCGACGGGAUGCCUCCUCGGACUCAUUGAAUGCUCGCUCCAAGUUCUCCACGAACUCCACGUCCUCUGCAAUCUCGAUCGCCGACAAUGUCUUGUGCAGGGGCGUAAACACUGUGUUGAGGCGUUUGGGUGCCGGUCGUCCCCAGUCGUCGGCAAACCCCAGCGACCCGAGGCCGCGGUUCGAAGUCGGUUUCUUGCUGCUACGCGUCUUGCGCAUGUUUGUUUGUCGUUGGAGAGCGAGUGCCGCCUUGUUGUACGACGCCGACCCGAACCCGGAGCGUUUCUGUUCCUUGACGCGUUCCAUUUCAAGUCGGAUCUCUUCCAGCAUGUCGUUCUUGAGCUUCGAGCAGCUCAAUUCGUAUUCCUUCUCAGCUUCUUCGCAUUCGUACACGUAGAUUACGUCCGCGCUGUGGACAAGGUGCGCCGACAUUGUUUCUGCCCUGGCAAUCGAACGAGCACGCUCGAGCUCCAAUGGCACCAAACGAGACAACAAGUCUUCGUGCGUGUCUGAUUCGAGGAGUGCAAGGGACUUGCGCAGCAUCGUCUGCUCGGCGAUGAGCUUCUGUCGUUUCGUCGCUAACUGCGUCGCUCGGCCCAUCGUCCGAAUCGACCUCGAUGGGAUUCCCGUGUUGUGUGCGAUGUUGUUCAAAAGUUU
Messenger RNA from Aphanomyces invadans, 1529 nucleotides. RefSeq lists its product as hypothetical. The record is from RefSeq and is a predicted model, not a curated record. Lineage: Eukaryota; Oomycota; Saprolegniomycetes; Saprolegniales; Verrucalvaceae. The coding region runs from base 11 to 355 and encodes 114 amino acids. The transcript is spliced from 3 exons.